UCGAACGCCAACACGGACGUGUUGAGAAUGAAUAUACAUAUAUAAAUUGCUAACACUUAUUAUAUCUUCUUUUAGUGCAUUGAAUAUAACCCUGUCUUGGACAAAAUGAUGAGAAUGUUGUGUGUGUUACUGCCUAUCUUGGUAAUUACACAAUCCAAGUAUGCCGUAGCAAUAAGAUGCGUUUUAAAAAACAAGACAUGUGAGUGUACUGAUGCAGACAUCGGAACCACUAAUGAGGAUCUGCUGUUAAACUGCAAAGGAGCAAAAUCACUAGUGCUAACAGACGCUGAACUAUCUGAAGAAAAUUGGCCCAGUGGACUAAAUCUUAAACCUACUGAAAUCGUUAAUUUGACAUUGUCGAGUAACGCCUUUCAGACAAUACCAACUAACCACCUACCUUACCAACUGCAAGUACUCGAUCUUUCUGGAAACAUAAUUAACAAUAUUUCUGGGACUCCAUUAUCAUGUUUUAAGGAACUCAAAAUCCUCGAUCUUUCUUAUAAUAACAUAUCCAAUGUUGAUGAUGAUGUAUUUGACGGGCUGUGUGGGUUAGAAGAACUGUAUUUAAAAGGAAAUAGUCUCCAUUAUUUUAAGAAUAUUUACAGUGCGGUUAGAAAGGUUCCAUCAUUGAUUAUUCUGGAUUUAGCAGAAAAUCUUUUAGAAAACGUAUUUAUGCCGGUGUUACUAAAGAAUCUCCAAGUUUUCAAUUUAAGAAAUAACACUAUAUCAGCGGUAUCAGUCGACCGCUGUACAUAUAGAUUACCGAACCUUCAAGAGAUAGAUUUGCGAAACAAUAACCUGGCAGCGUUUCCAGUAUCAAUUGUAGAUGAUUUCAAUAAAACAGACAUCCUACUCGAAGAUAAUCCUAUAGAGUGCCACUGCCAUGUAAGCAUCCCAUUGAUGAAUGACGAGUGUAUUUCUAAUGAAACGAUCAUAAAAACGUUUAAUUUUGUACAGAACUGUACAGAAAUUCGUGACCGGCAUGUACAGACAAAAACAGACUCUAAAUUUGUAAUCCUCUCAUCUGGCAGUGAAGUCAGUAAGUGGAACGAAGUUGACAGCUACUGCAGCGACGAAACCCAGGAAGAGCAACUAAGAGGUCGGGUGACGGAAAUUUGUUGGGAUGUACCUGAAGAUAUAGGCCUAUGCAUGGAAAGUAGAGAUCUGAUCAAGGUCACAGAAAACGGUACUCUCAAUUUGACCCUGGCUAGCCAUUAUGAUAUCUCAGGUUUAUACUCAUACAAAGAAUACCAUAUUUGUCACGAGUGGUACAUGUACACAGUAACCGGAAACGUCAGGUUCAAGGGAAACACAUCAGAAACACAACAAUGUUCCCCUGAUUAUUGCAUGGAGUUCAAUCAUGGAGGACCUCCAUGGUUCAAUGAACCACCAGGAUUAACAACUUUGCAAAUUAGCUUCAUUGUAUUCGGAGGGUGCAUAUGUGCAUUGGCAGUGUUUGCGGUGGUAUUAUACAGAAUUAAAAAGUUAGAAAGCUCUGGUGGUAGUAGGGAAAGUGUGGAAAGGGAACUUUCUACCCAGGAACCUCCUCUAUGCACUAGUGCCAACGACAUCGACUCAGAAGUCGCUCGAUCACAGACACGAAUUUCUCUUGUAGUGAUAAAUGGAUAUUUGAACUAUGGUUCAUCACUGAAUAUAGAUAUCCAGUCCUCUGAUAUCCCACAGAAUACAGCCGAAGCAAUUGAACAAGGAUACAGGUCUCUUUCCAUUGACGAAAAUGGCUACCUCAUUAUGAAACCAGAUCUGGGAAAAGAUCUUCCAGAUGAUCCUAAUGGAUAUUACUCGUACAUUCCGAACAAAUCGGCGAAUAAAGUUCUUGUUGAUGUAGAUGGAUACCUCUGUGUAAAUCCACCUGUACGUCCAAUAACUGAAGAUGGGUACACUUUCAUGAUUUUGAGAAAGGACCAAGGCGCAUUGGGACAAUUGACAAUGCAAAAGAAUAAGUACAUUCAACUUCAGCUUACUAAACGGCACACUGAAGAAAAUCAUAUAUACUCUAAAAUACAAACCACCUGGCAACUUCUUCGGUUUUGGGAGAAUCAAGAGCAAAAACACAGUAAUGAGGGUUAAAUAAAAACACAAUAAAACAUUUGCAAUAUAACCGACCCUUCAAUCGACGACCGACCAAUCAGAACAAGUUCAGGAUUACGUGCGCUGUUCCACAGAUAUACUCAAUUCGGACCUUUAGCGAAGCUAAACCAUUUGUAUUCAUUUUAGUAUUCCUUUUGUAAUGUUCGGUAGGAAAAAAAGUCUUCGUUAUAAUACUAUUCAAAAUGUCUUCCUUCAUAAUACAUUUGGCGACUUGUAUAAAAUAAAUUAAGUUACAAUAGAACAAGAUUCCCCUAACAGAUUAUGACAAUGUAUCAGGUUCGGAACCAAUUUUUCAAUGGAACUUCAGCGGCUCUAAUUUGAGACAAGUAGGUACUUUCCCUUUAAAGGAUCGAACAGCAAAGCAAAUACUUGCAGUUCAACAUUGUGAUGAGAUGAUGAAUAAGACUAUUGUUGGUUUUGAAAAGAUCCGUUUUGUUAUAAGGAUGCCUUGACGUCUCGAGUGACGUGAUCUUAACUAACCAAUAGUUCGUUCGCGUCUUACUGUAUAUGAAAGCCAACACGUACAGUAAUUAUAUUUGUAUUUUUGAUGUUUGUAUAGUUUUAAAAUGUUAUACAAUCCUGAAGCCAUCUUCCGAUAUCCUAUAAAAACCUAUUGCUAAUGGUUGGAAGUGAAUUUAGUACAAAAGAACACCAGUAGUUCACUACAUGGCGCUCACGAUACAACUAAUACGCCUUUAACCUACAUUUUUUUUCUCUAUAUGUAUUGUGAAUGUCGAAUAGAGCUGCAAUUUAUUAAAAAGUAAUGUCAUCAUAAUUAAGACAGACAAUUCGCGUAGGUAUUUUUUCUUGUAGUUUUUUCU
This is a messenger RNA of Anneissia japonica, 2930 nucleotides long. RefSeq lists its product as uncharacterized. The record is from RefSeq and is a predicted model, not a curated record. Gene Ontology annotation, molecular function: protein binding. NCBI's taxonomy places the organism in Eukaryota, Metazoa, Echinodermata, Crinoidea, Comatulida, Comatulidae. The transcript is spliced from 2 exons. The coding region runs from base 106 to 2088 and encodes 660 amino acids.